Molecule: messenger RNA, 1748 nt
Organism: Mollisia scopiformis
Lineage: Eukaryota; Fungi; Ascomycota; Leotiomycetes; Helotiales; Mollisiaceae
Product: tannase and feruloyl esterase
Exons: 9
Coding region: 1-1635 (544 amino acids)
Source: RefSeq, a predicted model, not a curated record
AUGGCUCUUCUCAAGUUGUGCAUUGCACUUCUUACUUUCUUCACACUCGCAAGCAGUAUGGAUCAUCAAAUUGUCCUCUCCUCCAGCCAAUUCAACACCUACAAAUGCUCGCACUUUGGUUCUACCCUUUCCCUCCCCAAUACCACUGUGAAGUCUGCUCAAUGGCUCCCGAAUGGCACAGUGAUCCAACUUGAACAAGGUUAUGGUCUUGCCUCUUGUGGAUGGGUGACACAACCCAUCAAACGAGACAUCUGCCGCAUCGUUAUGCAUGUUGAUACGAGUCCCAGAUCAAAUCUCACGUUUGAAGCUUGGCUUCCAAAUGAGAAUGAGUGGAACGAUCGUUUCCUCAGCACUGGAAAUGGUGGUAAUAGUGGCUGCCUUCGUUACCCAGACAUGGCUUAUUCCAGCGGGCUAGCUUUUGCUGCGGUUGGCACAAACAAUGGACACAACGGCAGCAGCGGAAUCGCAUUCCUCAACAAUGACGAUGUGAUUGAAGACUUUGCUUAUCGUGCAGUGCAUACCGGGGUCGUUAUCGGCAAGCAAAUUACGCAAAAGUAUUAUGGCAGAGCUCACAAGAAGUCAUAUUAUGCAGGAUGCAGCACAGGAGGUCGACAAGGCUUCAAGAUGGUACAAGACUUUCCAACCGAUUUCGACGGUGUUCUUGCUGGCUGCCCUGCCCUCAACUUCCCGUCUCUCCAGUCUUGGAGCGGACACUUCCAACCCAUCUUCGGCAACCCAGGUGACGAUACUUAUGUUCCACAAGGUCCGCAUUGGGAGCUCAUCCACCACGAGAUUCUCAAGCAAUGCGAUGGACUUGAUGGAGUUGUAGAUGGUAUCAUCGAAGAUACCCGCCUUUGCAGAUUCAGACCAGAAGCAUUACAAUGCUCUCCAGGUCUUGACGGAAAGAAUGGAGCAUGCUUGACAGGCUCACAAGUCGGCGCUGUCCGAAACGCUUUCACAGAUUUCUAUGGUGUCGAUGGCAACCUCAUCUACCCUCGGAUGCAGCCAGGGAGUGAGAUUAUGGCCUCCGAGCAGUUUUAUGCCAACGGAACUUUCCUCUACAGCACUGAUUGGUUCCGCUACGUUGUAUACGAUGACACCGAAUGGGAUCCAGAAACAUUCACCAUCGACGAUGCUCAGAAUGCAAUUAUCCAAGACCCAUUCAAGAUUUCCACUUGGAAUGGAGAUCUCUCUCCUUUCGAGGAAGCUGGUGGCAAGCUCAUUCACUACAGUGGCUUGAUGGAUGCUACAAUCACCUCAGACAAGGAUUUCUGGUACUAUGAUCAUGUAUCCCGUACCAUGGGUCGUGAUUCACAUUCCCUCGACAAGUUUUAUCGCUUGUUCCGAAUCUCAGGCAUGAGUCAUUGCGUUGGUGGUGAUGGUGCUCACAACAUUGGCCAGCGUUUCUCCGAUUUCGCAGGUCUGGAUCCAGAACACAACAUCUUGGAGGCUUUGGUACAAUGGGUGGAAGAUCGGCGUGCCCCCGACACCAUCACUGGCACGAGAUAUGUCAAUCAGUCUAACCAUGCCCUUGGUGUGGAUUACGAGCGCCGCCAUUGCCGCUACCCGUACCGCAAUUUCUGCCAUGAUCCACUCAAUUACAAGGAUCCGGAUUCCUGGAAGUGCAUCAUUUGAGGGGUGAUUGAGUUUGGGGGGAGAAGUUACAUAGCAUUGCGUUUUCGAGGGUAAAUAUGGGUGGAAUACAUGCAAGCGUGAUUUCCGUGCGAUGGUUUGCUUUGAAUGACCAC